This is a messenger RNA of Oryzias latipes (Japanese medaka), 941 nucleotides long. Its product is annotated as G0/G1 switch protein 2. The record is from RefSeq and is a predicted model, not a curated record. Lineage: Eukaryota; Metazoa; Chordata; Actinopteri; Beloniformes; Adrianichthyidae.
GGUGUGGGAGGGCAGAGCAGGGCUAUAAAGGAGCUCAGCCUCUGUAACAGGACUGUUGUGUCCUCAGAUUGGAUCAGAGGAGCGGACUGAAAACAGGAACCAGCACCAGAUUCUCUCACAAGCAGCUGAAGACAUGGACAGCAUGCAGGAGCUGAUCCCAUUUGCCAAAGAGAUGCUGAGACAGAAACCGGGCCGGGGCCUGCUGAAGAUCUACCUGCUGGGCUCUGUGCUGGCGGUUCUGGGAACAGCCAUCAGCCUGGUCCAGACUGUGUGCCGGCCCUUCUCCUCUGGAGAUCCGGUGGACCCAGAAAUGCUGCUCAUGCUGGCCCGGGUGCGGAAUGAGGCUGAAUCUGGGACAAAAAACAGUCUGGAGUGGUUCACAGAGGAAGAGGAGGAGGAGGUGGUGCUGGAUGAAAACCGCUUUGCCAAGACCCAGAUUCUGCACAGCUCCAAAAGCCACACGUUCAGCCCACGAAACCAAAUCAACCGCCUCCAUGCGUCCUAGUAACAGCUGGAUCCUAGCAGGGGACUUUUUAUUGGAGGCUGCCCUUCACAGAUAGUCUGACUGCAGCGCCCCCUUGUGCUGCAGGGCCGUUCCUGCACCUGUGUCAAGGUUUAGGCUUACGUGAUGCUCAGGCAGAGACGGGGCGGAGCCUCAGUUGUGCACUUUGAUGUCCAGCAGGAAAAGAUGUAUGAGAGCAAACCAGAGUCCAGGAAAAGGUUCUAUUAGGACUUUUCCAGUUCUUUCUGCACUGAAGGUUGAGGUCAUCGGUUCUGACUGGAGAACCCUGUUUGCUUUGAAGGAGCCAAAACUGAUUUAGAGUCAGGAGUUCAAGAAAAGCGCUUAAAGGCAGUUUACGUCUGUAUCAGACAAAUAGUACUUUGUGAGAAUGCAAACACUGUGAUUUUUUUAUACCAAUAAAGUUUUUAUAUAUAUUUAA